This is a messenger RNA of Prunus dulcis (almond), 2623 nucleotides long. RefSeq lists its product as uncharacterized. Bases 442 to 1131 code for a protein of 229 amino acids. The transcript is spliced from 3 exons. The record is from RefSeq and is a predicted model, not a curated record. NCBI's taxonomy places the organism in Eukaryota, Viridiplantae, Streptophyta, Magnoliopsida, Rosales, Rosaceae.
UUGAUUGAUAUAAAUCUUUUAGUUCACUAGGAGGAUAAGGAGAAGGAGGAGGGAUGAGCAGCAGCGGCGGCACAACAGAUGGAGGGGUUUCAGUGCCGAUGGGCCUACUACCCGGAUUUAGGUUCUCUCCCACCGAAGAGGAACUGCUUUCCUUCUACUUGAAGAAGAAGAUAGCGGGCGAGGACUCUGAAUUCAGCGACCUCAUCCCUGAAAUCAACGUGUGCGAGCGCGAGCCUCGUGAUCCGCCUGAGUACUUCUUCAGCAAACCUAAUUACAUGAACACCAACAGUAAUCGCUGCAGUAGGACAACAGAUGAGGGUUUUUAUAAAAGCACAGGCCAGGUUCGUGAGGUCAAGGCUGAACUAUCCCAAGCUGUGAUUGGUAAUAAGAGGAUUUUGCCUUUCUUGGAAGGUCGUGCGCCCGAUGGCAAGAUAACCAAGUAUGUCAUGCAUGAGUUCUCUCCCCAAAACUAAACAGGCCCAGCUGGGUCCUAAUCCCAAUCAGCAGAGGGAGUUUGUUCUAAACCACCUAACAACUAAGUCAGUGAAUUAUAAGAAGCGGAGGUAUGAUUCAAUCUGUGAUAAAUUAGCUGAACCUGGUAUCGCCUCCAAUUAUAAAGAUGAUCAAGCUGCUGCUGCUGCUAAUAUGAUUCUAGAGCCCCAAGAGCAUCUCGCAGACAAAGAUGUUCUGCUUGGCAGUGAGAAACAUAAUGAAGGCGCAGAGUCAGAGUCUGCAAAUGGUUCUUGUCUUAUAGACAAUAAUGAUAUUUCAACCCUUGAUGUUGGUUUACCUGGUGGCUGCUUCUCGUCUGGUUCUGAUAAUCUAGCUGUCAAUGAUUCGUUUCAUGAGGUUUCCUUUCAGCCAGAACGAAAUCUGACAUCACCCUUUCAUCCAUCUAGCCUACGGGAUAUUCCUCUGAGAUCACCAGUGCACACAGGACUACUGGGAGAUGUUGUGUAUGCCUAUAACUCUAUCCCUAUUGCAUGCAAUGAUGAGUCGCAUUCUUCAGAUAAUCUGGAGUUUACGAUUCAUUUUCCCCCAAAGUUCUUGAAUAAUUUCAUUGGUGACCAAAGAUUAUUAUCCUGUAUAGAAACAACAUGCACUAUACCUUCAGUUUCUCUAUUCUACUAGAGUCAUUGGGAGGAGUGUAUGAUAGCUAUAGUGGAGUAAGAAGUGAGAAGAACACUGAAUUACUCCAUGGAUGGGUAGUAGGUUUUUUCUGCAUUAGUAAUGCAACAUAGAUAGUGAACCGCAACAUUUAAGUAAUAGGAGAACAUCGAUAGGGGCCUUGUAAACCACAAGAGGUCUUGGAAGGGUAGAACAUCACCCUUAUCUACUGGAGGAUUUGGAAACUUGUUGAUAGUUGUAGAUAUUUAUGUUGGACAGGACAAACGACUCAGGUUAAGUAUGUUCUUUUUCUUUCGGCCAUUGCUCAGCAUUCCUAAGUACUGGAAACUUCGAACUUUUUAAGUGAACAUGAGAACCACCGGCAAGUGCUAAUGUUUGAGAUGCCAUCUGGAACUCUACUCUUCUCUGACGAGUCUGAAUUUAAAAAAAAAAAAGUCUUUUCUUAGAAGUAGUAGUGUGGAGACCGCGUCUCUCCCAAUUGUAUUCAAAUAGUAUACUCUCUUAAUCAUAGGACACACAUACCUCAAUAUCAACCAGCAUCCAUUCAUGCCUUCACACGCCGGAGGCGCUCCGAGAAGAAUCCGACUGCAAACCUGUAUCACAGGACAGGGUGAGUGAAUUUGACCUGAAACAUGAAGAGAAGCCUUUAUGACUAUCUCACAGUAAAUAAAAGCUCUUGUAUUUCAGUUUUGAGGAGGCUAUUUGCUAUUUUUCACUAAUGUGAUUUCUGUAACUCUGUUUGCAGGUUAGGGAUGCUGCAGAGUAUUGUUUUGCUCUUCAUCUGCAAACCAAGUCCUGGAAGCAUACGGUUUGAAACAGGCAACAAUAGGGUUCUUUCAUGUUCUUGGAAGCAUCUCCUUGAAACCAUUAAUCAAGUCCCCGAUAUUUUGGUAACAAGUUCUAGCUCUAGCCUUAAUACUCAGGCUUCUGUUCUAGCUCUAGCCUUGAUACUCAGGCUUUCAUUCUAGCUCUAGCCUUAAUACUUGAGCUUCCAUGCUAUGCUACCCCAAGCCCUAAUACUCAGGCAUUUGUUCUAGCUCUAGCCUUAUUUCUCAGGCUUUUGUUCCCAAGUUUCUAGCUCCACCCUUGUACUCGGGCUUUCGUUCCGCAGUCUAUUAUUCUUGAAGUGGCAUCAUACAUGAUCUGCUGCUACAUGGCUGCUGGAGUCUCAAUAUACAAUACAACAACCAGACGCUAAUCUGACGUCGUGGUUAAUCGUAUGGAAGUUUUGAGGUUACAUCCUUAAUGGAGUAGUAGUUACAAUCAGUGUAAAACUGUAUGAUUAUGAUAGGCUUAAAACCUAUCUAUCACCUUCAGGUUGGAACACCCAAACCCUACAAUCAGAAAUUGAAUUCUUGUAAAGUUUGUUUUUGUAAUUGGCCUGUAUCAACUGCUGCGGUCCUGUGCAGCAUUCCUUCUCCUUUUUUGCACUGUAUUAUCAGUGUUAAUAUUGUGUAUUUAGAACCUUUCUGUGUUGAAUGAAUUUUGUGGAUUA